AUGGCUGACGGUUUUUGCCUUUGGUGGAGGAAACUCGAAUGUGGUGGCGAUUAUUUUGAAGUCGAGAAGAGUGGGCUUAGUGACAGUGGUGAGAUAAAAGUCAAGACAGAUGCCGGCAAGAUCAUCUCGCUUAAUGUCAAAGGCUCGGACACUAUUGGAAAAAUAAAAGCCUUCAUCCAGGAUAUGGAAAAUAUUCACAUUGAUCUGCAGAUGCUGAUCUUCAACGAAAAGGUUCUUGAAGACUUGAAUACCCUUGCCAAUUUGCGUAUCAAGAAGGGAUCCACCCUCAUCCUUAUGCGUAAGUUAAAGGGAAUCCUGAAUAUAUUCAUCAAGAUCCCUGAAGAGAUGAUGUAUUCUCUUGAAGUCAAACCUUCAGACACCAUUGGCAAAUUGAAAGCCAAGAUGUGUGGUAUUGAGGAUGUGUUGAUCUACAACGGGGUUGUCCUUGAGGAUAGCGGUACUGUUGUUGACUUCAACAUCAUCGAUGGAUCCACUCUCACACUCAUUCGUAAGUUGGAGCGAACGAUGGAAAUUUUUGUGAAUACCUUUACUGGAAAAACUAUCUCUUUGUUAGUUAACCCAACAUACACUAUUGCCAAGGUGAAAUUUGAGAUUUUGUGUAUGGAGGGUAUACGCGUUGAUGAGCAAGCUUUGAUCUUCAACAAAAUGGUUCUUGACGACAGCGGUACUCUUUUUGACUUACAAAUCAACAUGAACUCCACACUUAUACUUAUGCGUAGAUCAAGAGGACCUAUGCAUAUGCAGAUAUUCAUCAAGAUCUUCACUGGACACACUGUUAAACUACCGGUUAAACCUUCAUACACCAUUGCCAACAUAAAAGCUAAGAUACAAAGACAGGUAAAUAUUCCAUGUGAUGAGCAGGAGUUGAUCUUCAACGAAUUGGUUCUCCACAAUGACGAUACCCUUGCUGACUUGCACAUUGACACGGAAUCAACACUCACACUUGUGCGUUUAUCAAAAGGAUUCAUGCAUAUAUUCUAUCAGAACCUCAAACGAAGGUAUAUUAAUCUGGAUGUCAAACCUUCUGACACCAUCCACAAUGUGAAAUCUAAGAUCCAAGAGAAGGAAGGUAUUCCUCCAUUAGAGCAGAAACUGAUCUUCAACGGAAAGCUACUGAAGGAUAGCCCUACCCUAGCCGACUACAACAUCCAGAAUGACUCAACCAUCCGGCUUGUUUAA
This is a messenger RNA of Helianthus annuus (common sunflower), 1200 nucleotides long. RefSeq names its product polyubiquitin-B. Bases 1 to 1200 code for a protein of 399 amino acids. Gene Ontology annotation, cellular component: cytoplasm; nucleus. The transcript has 2 exons. NCBI's taxonomy places the organism in Eukaryota, Viridiplantae, Streptophyta, Magnoliopsida, Asterales, Asteraceae. The record is from RefSeq and is a predicted model, not a curated record. Gene Ontology annotation, molecular function: protein tag activity; ubiquitin protein ligase binding. Gene Ontology annotation, biological process: protein ubiquitination; modification-dependent protein catabolic process.